UACAAAAAAAAUUAACUCCAAAAAUUAUAUAUAUGAAUAAAUUUGUUAAAUCUUUUUGGUGUUUACAACUAAAUUGUUUAAAAUGUUUGAACAAGUUAAUCGUUCACUACGAUUUGUAGAUACAAGCAAGGAUGAUAUAUGCAAAAGUUCUAAUCUCAAUGAUCUAGUUUGUUUUUAUCAAGGAGAUUUAGUUCAUAAACGCAUGGAUGCUGUUAGGAAAUCGAUUUUUUACAUUCGCGAAAACUGGAAUUUGUUUAAACAAUUUAUGAAUAGCUUGCAAAAAUUUUUCAUGCAAGACUUUGACAUUAAAGAUAUAAAAUCUCAUCCCUUGUCUAAAAUAUUUGAACGUAAACGUAAUUGGUGUAAUGUUGAACAAAACACUGCUGAUUUACCUCUUAAAGAAGAAUUCAGUGUUAUACACACAUAUACAACUGUUGAAGGAUUUGCUCAAAUAUUUAAAAUAGCCAAUAACAUAUUCCGAGAUGAUUCAUCAGUAAACUUAGAAGAAAAGAUAAGAAACGUUGUGUUUUUAAUUGAGUUAUUAAACAUUGAUCUUUUUAACUAAGUACAUAGGUUUCCUGAACAUCAAUCAUUUGAAGGUACAGUUUAUCGUGGGAUGGUUAUUCCUGCAGAUAAUUUUAAAGUUUUUGAAGAUCUUAUGCUUCAGCCAAUUGAAAAAAGAUAUAUAUCGAUUCCUUUAGGUUUAUGGUCAUCCAGUAUUAAAUUAAAAACUGCUAUUAAAUUUGUUCGCGAUGAACUAGAAAAGAGAGUACCGGGUUCGAUGGAAAUUCAUAAGAGAGUACCGCUUUUGAUGAAAAUUCGUGUAUUAAAUAUUGAAAACAAACUAUUAAAUUUUUAUCGAAAAAAGUACAACCAGAGCGUUGUAAGUACUAUAUGUGCAGUUAAUAUUGCUGAUUUAUCCGAAUUUCCAACAGAGAAAGAAGUUUUAUUACGAGGUGGAUUCUUCCAAGCUUUAAAUAUUUUUUCCCAAGUAAUAGAUGAUGUUAAUUUCAAGGUUUUGGAUUUAGUUAUGUUAAAUACUAAUCGAGAUCAUCUUUAUAAUCCUACCCGCUUAGGUAGUUUAGAUGACGAGGCAAGAAUAUUGUUCGGAAAUAUGGUUGGAUUUACUCGCAAUAAAUAUAUUGUAGAAUAUUGCAAAGAACGCAAUCUACCAGAAGAUAUGCUUUUGUAUGAAAAAGCUCUUAGUAACAAUGAAAAAAAACUGAGGGAGCUUAUGGGAUUAAAUUAUGAUGAAAAAAUAAUAUAAACGGAACAAUACACUUUAUACAAUACUUAAGCCUUAUAUUUUUUAUACUUAUCUUUUUAUAUAAAAUUUGAUGUUAUAUUGUAAAUCAAAUUUCUUAUUAUAUAUAUUUUUAUGCAUU
Molecule: messenger RNA, 1385 nt
Organism: Hydra vulgaris (swiftwater hydra)
Lineage: Eukaryota; Metazoa; Cnidaria; Hydrozoa; Anthoathecata; Hydridae
Source: RefSeq, a predicted model, not a curated record